Trichomycterus rosablanca is the source of this 2660-nucleotide messenger RNA. It is a transcript of the gene ddx10, whose product is annotated as DEAD (Asp-Glu-Ala-Asp) box polypeptide 10. Gene Ontology annotation, molecular function: nucleic acid binding; ATP binding; RNA helicase activity. Gene Ontology annotation, cellular component: nucleus. The record is from RefSeq and is a predicted model, not a curated record. Bases 20 to 2551 code for a protein of 843 amino acids. Gene Ontology annotation, biological process: rRNA processing. NCBI's taxonomy places the organism in Eukaryota, Metazoa, Chordata, Actinopteri, Siluriformes, Trichomycteridae. The transcript has 18 exons.
ACUCUCACGAGCUACAAAAAUGCGGACUAAAAAAGGAAACGAGAAGAAACAGGACCCCGUUAAAAACUUUGAAAAAUGGAAGAAGAAAUAUGAAAAGACGAAGAAGCUGAGCAAAAAGCCGAGGAGAAAAACGGAGUGGGAGACAGAGAGAGAAAACAUACAGAAACUAGUAGCGAAAUACGCAGAGAUAAAUCCAAAAGAAGCUGUGAAGUUUUCAGAUUUUCCACUUUCAAGGAAAACUCUACAAGGUUUGAUGGAGGCUCAGUAUCGGCAGCCUACUGAGAUCCAGAGACAGACCGUUGGUUUAGCUCUGCAGGGGAAGGACAUACUGGGUGCUGCCAAGACGGGUUCAGGGAAAACUUUAGCCUUUCUCAUUCCUGUCCUGGAGUGUUUAUAUCGUAAUCAGUGGACAGCUAUGGAUGGACUGGGUGCUCUCAUCAUCUCUCCCACUAGAGAGCUGGCUUAUCAGACGUUUGAGGUGCUGAGAAAAGUGGGCAAGAAUCACGAGUUCUCAGCUGGUCUGGUCAUUGGUGGAAAGGACAUCAAAGACGAGUCAAUGAAGAUUCAUCGCACAAAUAUUAUCAUCUGCACUCCUGGACGUUUGCUGCAGCACAUGGACGAGAAUUCUUCUUUCCACGCCACAGACCUGCACAUGCUCGUACUGGAUGAAGCAGACAGGAUUUUGGACAUGGGUUUUGCAGACACACUUAAUGCCAUUAUAGAAAACCUUCCCAAAACCAGGCAGACGCUGCUGUUCUCCGCCACGCAGACCAAAUCAGUGAAGGACCUCGCCAGACUGAGCCUGAAGGACCCCGAGUAUGUGUGGGUUCAUGAACAGGCUAAAUUCAGUACACCGGCUACUUUGGAGCAGAGCUAUGUGGUGUGCGAGCUUCAUGACAAGGUCAACAUGCUCUUUUCAUUUUUGAAAAGUCACCUGCAGAAGAAGAUUAUUGUCUUUUUUGCUUGCUGCAAAGAGGUGCAGUACCUGUUCCGGGUCUUCUGCCGGUUACGACCUGGUAUUUCAGUGCUGGCGCUGCAUGGAAAGCAGCAGCAGAUGAAAAGGGUGGAGGUCUACAACGACUUCAUUCGCAAAAAAUCUGCUGUGCUGUUUGCUACAGAUAUCGCUGCAAGAGGCCUUGACUUCCCGGCUGUGAACUGGGUUCUUCAGUUUGACUGUUCUGAGGAUGCCAACACAUACAUCCACAGAGUCGGGAGAACAGCCAGGUAUAAGGAGGGAGGAGAGGCUCUGCUCAUACUUUUGCCCUCAGAGGAAAAAGGCAUGAUUGCUCAGCUACAGGAGAAAAAAGUUCCUAUCAACAAAAUCCAGGUGAACCCAGAGAAGCUGAUGUGUGUGCACCAGAAGCUCGAGGCCUUUUUGGCACAAGAGAAGGAGCAGAAGGAGCGAGCUCAAAGGUGUUUUGUGUCCUACCUUCGUUCUGUCUAUCUGAUGAAGAACAAAGACGUCUUUGAUGUUUUCCAGCUCAAGCUCUCAGAAUACGCCAUGUCUCUGGGUCUGGCCGUUGCCCCACGGGUACGUUUCCUGAAUAAAGCCCAGAAACAAAGGGAGGGGGCAGCGCUGGAGGUCAGCACUGCAGCGGAUUCAGACUCCGAUGAUGAGCUCAAGAGCUUUAAGGCCCAACUCAGAUUAGAAAAGCCCAGUAAAUCUGACUCUGCGUCUGAAGAAGAGGAGGAGGGGGAGGAGGAUACGGAUGAAGAAGAGGAGAGUGAUGAUGACGAGAAGGUGAAACCUGGAGAACUGCUUGGGGGCACUGAUGAUGAUGAUGAGGAUGAAGACCUGAGGGAUAUGGAUCUGCUGACAGUCAAGCGCAAAAAUGUUUUUAACGUCAGCGAUGAAGAUGAAGAAUUACAGGAUGCCAUAUCCAAGAACAAAAAAGUUUCCAAGGCCUCAGAGGCGAAGAAAGCACAAAAGAAGAAAUUCAAGCUGAACACCAAGAAAGUCUUCACAGAGGAUGGAGAGAUUGUGCAGCAGUGGCCUCCACUACAGAGGACCGUGGUGUCGGAUGAAGAGGACGACGAGGACAUCGCAGGUAUCAAUGUGGAGGCGGCAAAGGAGCGGUUGCGCAGGGAGGAUCAGGAGUUUGACAAGAAGGAAUACAGCAGGAGGAUUAAAGAAAAACACAGGGAGAAAAGGCUGAAGGAGAAGGCAGAGCGAAGAGAAGCCAGCAAACGGGCCAAAGAGGAGAAGAAAAGGAAAGCUGGUGGUGGUGAGCAGGAUGAGGAUGAUGAAGACGACGAGGAAGAAACGGUGGCAUACUUGUCAGGUGCUGAUGAAGAUUUUGACCCCAGUACUCUGCCUGGUCCUGAUAAAGUGUACAGAUCAGAGGAUGAAGAUGAGGAAAGUAACGGUCCAGAGCUUGCCGGACGAAAGAGGGCACACAGCAGCAGUGAAGAUGACUACGAUGAAGAACACUGGGGGGCAGGGAGAAAGAAAUCCAAGCAGCACAGCUCAGAAGCCAAACCUCUGGACACUGGACUCUCUCUGGUGGAGGAUGAAGAGUUGGUGUUGCAUCUGCUGGGCAACCGAAGCUAGAGAGUGUAAUUCGUUCUUUUAUUUAAUGGACUGUAAUUACACACGUUCUCCUCUUACAUUUAAACGUUCUGUGAUUUGCCUUUGAAAUAAAACCUGAUCAUGUUCAACA